GCUCUUCCCUCCUCAAAACCUUAUCUGCAAUAUGACCAUUUCCACUUGUUCAGACUGGUCUGUAGCUUGCAUUAACUCUUGCAGGGAUUCCCACAGAUUUAAUUUGAUCCCAACCUGCAAAAGCCUUCCUUUUUUCUCUGUAACACGCCCAAGAUUCUUAAACUUCGAUGUUUACUCCUCGGGUUGCUCAUCUCCAACAUUAGAAGAGCCCUCCAAUAGCUUGCCCAUCAUCGAGUUGAACCUCGAGUUUCCAGAUUCCGAACGAUGCCAAAAACCCGAUUGUGGUAAUUUAAAUGAUAUUUUACGUGGGUUGUUUGCAGAUCCUCAAACCCAAGAACUCGCGUACGAAUACUAUGAAAAAGUUAAACAAAGGCCGGAAUUUAGGCCUGAGAGAUCGACGUUGAAGCAUGUAAUCAGGUAUUUGUUAAGUUCAAGUAAAUGGGGUCUGAUUUUACAAGUUUGUGAAGAUUUUAGGAAUUAUCAGGUGUUUCCGGAUAGCACCACCUGUUCUAAAUUGAUUAGGAAUUGCAUUAGAGCUAGAAAAUUCAAAAUUGUCGAGACUUUGCUUCAAGAUUCUAAAGCUAAUGGUGAAGUCAGUGUCUCGGCCUUUGUUUCUGCAAUGAGUGGCUAUAACAAACUUCAUAUGUAUCGGAGCACGAUUGCAGCAUUCAGGCAAAUGGAAUCUGCUGGCGUUCUUCCGGAUUUGAAAAGUUAUUGCCAUAUCAUGGAAGCUUAUGCGAAAUCCGGUGAUUCUGAGAGAGUGGUUGAAUUGUUUCGAGAACUUCAAAGUACGCAACUUAAUUUCUAUUCAUCACCAGUCUGCGGUCAGAUUUAUGGAAUUCUCUGCAAGUCUCUAAGCGAAUCAGGAAGGGCUUUUGAAGCUCUCGAAUACUUCCAAGAAAUGACAAAGAAAGGGAUAAUCUUGAAGGAUUCUUCGGUUUACUCUUCUCUGAUAUGUUCGUUUGCGAGAAUGAGAGAAGUAAAGGUGGCCGAACAACUUUCGGAGGAAGCGAAAAGCAAAAGAAUGUUGAGAGAUCCUGAAGCGUACUUAAAACUCGUGUUGAUGUAUGUGGAAGAAGGGCAAAUGGAGAAGACUCUGGGAAUUGUUAAGGCAAUGAAAGACUCGAGACUUAGAAUUCCCGACUGCAUAUUCUGUGCAAUUGUUAAUGGCUACUCCAAGAAAAGAGGGUUUGAGGCCGCAGUUAAGGUUUAUGAGGAGCUUAUCUCGCAGGGAUGUGAGCCAGGACAAGUUACCUAUUCAUCAAUAAUAAAUGCCUACAGUCAACUUGAGCUAUAUUCAAAAGCAGAAAUGGUAUUUUCCGAGAUGGAAAAGAGGGGUUUAGAUAAAUCUGUGGUAGCCUAUUCCAGCAUUAUUGUAAUGUAUGGGAGGAUGGGAAGAGUUAGAGAUGCAAUGAGGGCGUUGGCCAAGAUGAAAGAAAGAGGAUGUGAACCCAAUGUAUGGAUUUACAACUCUCUGAUGGAAAUACAUGGGAAGGCCAAGAAUUUGAGGCGGGUUGAGAAGCUUUGGAACGAAAUGAAACGAAGAAAGGUUUCUGCAGAUAAGAUAAGUUAUACUAUAAUUAUCAGUGCUUAUGGUAAGGCUAGGGAGUUUGAGACAUGUGUGAGAUAUUACAAAGAGUUCAGGAACAAUGGAGGAGUCAUUGAUAGGGUGAUGGCUGGAAUCAUGGUUGGAGUUUUUUCAAAGAGCAAUCGGAUUGGUGAUUUGUUGAAGCUUUUGCAGGAUAUGAGAUCUCAUGGAACAGAGUUUGAUGGCAGGCUUUAUAGUUCUGCUUUGGCUGCAUUAAGGGAUGCUGGUUUGCUAGUGCAAGCCCAAUGGUUGCAGGAUUGCUUUACCUCCAAAAUGAACCUAAAUAGUUGAGACAGGACUUCUUGUAAAUAUUGCUGGCUUCUCUGAAUUGUGUUUAUUAAAAUUGUUAUUCUUUACUAUUGGAAUCAGAUUAAUAGCUUUAAUAUCCUAA
Molecule: messenger RNA, 1979 nt
Organism: Carya illinoinensis
Lineage: Eukaryota; Viridiplantae; Streptophyta; Magnoliopsida; Fagales; Juglandaceae
Product: pentatricopeptide repeat-containing protein At5g13770, chloroplastic
Exons: 1
Coding region: 32-1879 (615 amino acids)
Molecular function (GO): protein binding
Source: RefSeq, a predicted model, not a curated record